AAAAAAAACACAUUUUAGUUUGCCUGCUCUUUGUGUAGUGAGUGUGUACAUGUGGAGAACAGUGUGUGUAUGCAGUGGGUGGAAAGGGGAAGAAGGCGGAGUUGUGUUUUGUACUUUAAUGGGUUGUGGAGAAACCUGCCUGUCUGCUCAGCGCUGGGAGAGGAGGAGCCUGUGGGGUGUGGGACUCCAGACAAAGGAGAUACUCUCUGACACUGGAUCACUGGAGCAAAAGAAGAUGCACAGGAGACAAUCCUCAACUCCUGGACCACUUUCUUUUUGUGUUUUGGAAAACUUUGUGUUUUUUUUGUGUUCGUCAGCUGUAUGGAUUCAUUUGUGAUUUGAGAGAUGUUUGUGCCGGAGCAGUGGUUCCCAUAUGCUGUCUGUGGCGUGUAGAAGUGUGCGGGUUAGUAUGUUUGGGAUGGAAAAGUGGGGCGACCAUCACCUCUGCUCUUAGCUUCACGCCAUGGGGGGCUGUCAUAGUUACCCCUCGGCUACGAAGGCAGACAGUGAGACUUUUCAGCCUUCUGAUAUCAGCGGUGAGAAACUGGGAAUUAAUAACAAUAAUCUGGAGGAGCGUCCGUAUCUGCAGCAGCAGUUCGUGUGCCAGCAGAUCCCACACACAGACAUGUUUGCCCUCACGGCACUGCCGCCUGGCGUCGACAAGGCAGAGUGGCUUGCCAGCAACACUGUGGCAUUUUUCAAGCAUAUAAACCUGUUCUCCAGUGCACUGUCUGAGUUCUGCACUCCCAGCACCUGCCCAACUGCCUGUGGACCAGACAACACGGUUUAUGUUUGGACCGAUGACCACGGCAGGAAGCUGAAGUGCUCUGCUCCACUUUACUUUGACUAUGCCAUGUCAUACAUUCAGGAGCUACUGACUGAUGAGGAUGUGUUCCCCACAAAAGCAGGUUCAGUAUUUCCAACGGGCUUCGUCUUUCUGGUCCAGAAGGUGUUUUUGCUGUUUUUCAGGACUCUGGCUCACAUUUACUGGUCUCAUUACAGACAGACACUGGCGCUGGGCCUGCACCCACACCUCAACACACUCUUCGCACACCUCAUACUUUUCUGCCAGCAGCAUGCCCUGUUGGAGCCGGAGGACACUGAGCCAUUGCGGGACCUCAUCACAGCUCUGGGACAGCAAGGCUAAACCUAAAGAGCAAACACACAUAUUGUACUCUCACAUUUUCAUCACACACUUACGUACUUGUUAUAUCUUGUUACAAAGCUAUAUAGUGUCUCUCAACAAUCUGGGCCAAACUCAAACUUACUUCACAGUAUGGAUUUUCUUUUGCAAGUCUGUAAGUUUAAAAUAGGCAAUAAAAUACUGUUAAUGAACAGUAUUUGGGAGAA
Anarrhichthys ocellatus (wolf-eel) is the source of this 1350-nucleotide messenger RNA. Its product is annotated as MOB kinase activator 2. The transcript is spliced from 5 exons. The record is from RefSeq and is a predicted model, not a curated record. NCBI's taxonomy places the organism in Eukaryota, Metazoa, Chordata, Actinopteri, Perciformes, Anarhichadidae. The coding region runs from base 464 to 1147 and encodes 227 amino acids.